Drosophila melanogaster (fruit fly) is the source of this 470-nucleotide messenger RNA. RefSeq lists its product as uncharacterized. The record is from RefSeq and is marked reviewed. NCBI's taxonomy places the organism in Eukaryota, Metazoa, Arthropoda, Insecta, Diptera, Drosophilidae. The transcript has a single exon. The coding region runs from base 15 to 425 and encodes 136 amino acids.
CGGCACAGCUCAAGAUGUGUUCCAAACUAACUCUUUUCCUGGGGUUAGUGGCCCUCAUUGCUGCUGUCUUUGCUCUUGAUGAUCCCACAUCGCCGACAUCCCCAACAUCUCCAACAUCUCCAACUUCGCCGACUUCUCCAACUUCGCCGACUUCUCCAACUUCUCCCACUUCUCCUACAUCACCAACUUCACCAACAACGCCAGAUGCCUCUACUGCCACCACUGCCGCCCCCUCUACGGCAUCCACUACCACAGAAAGGACUCGCAGACGCAGGCGCAGGCGCAGGAUAAUCCGGAUCCGCAGGUUCAGGGGCGGCAACCGCCGUCGUGGAUUCGGUAGACGCAGAUUCGGUGGUCGCCGGUUCGGUGAGGGAGGUGUCCGUGAAGUCGUGAUCCGUGAGCGCGGAUUGGAGCGCCUCCUUUAAGAUCUAUAACGAAAACAUUAUUAAAAUAAAUCAAAAUAUCAAUUU